UAUAAGUGCUUACUCUAUCACGGCGAACAGCUGAUUGUAUAGUUUUGGGUGAUUGCCGUCUGGCGUGUAGAAGUUUGAUUAAGGUUUACGCUCAACUUUGAUGCAAAAUAUUCGCCCUGUUUCAUCUCUAGUUUCCAUCAGUGAUGCCGCACCCGGCAACGUGAGCGUACCUGUCGUGAUAGAUACUGUAGAAAGGACGUUGGAGUUAUCUUUCUGUAAUCAUCGUAAGAAAGGUGCUCACUUAUCUACAACAGUUUUAUGUUACCAAACAAAACACUGUGAUUGAUUGGUGUGAAUGCUAGUAGCUUUCUAGGGGAGAUUGAGAUGACAUUAUUCACGUUGGUGGGCAAGCGAGAACAAGUGGUUUGAAUAUGGAAGCUCCGAAGGUGAAAUUGUGUAAUAAUCCACGCCAAAAUGCAAGCUUCCUGUCGGUGCUAACCUUCUGGUGGACGGUGGACAUGUUCCGUAAGGGCUCUACCAAGACGCUGGAGCUAUCGGAUUUGUACAAACCACUGGAGGACGAUCAUGCUGACAAGCUGGGAGACCAAUUGGAACGAAACUGGCGAUUACAACUCUUAAACUGUAAACACAAUCGGAAGGCAAAACCUUCGUUGUUGAAGGCCAUCUUCCGUACGUUCUGGAAAGACUGGGUCGUUCUAUCGCUGGUAACGGUUUUCGGAGAGAUUAUCCUUCGUAUCGCACAACCGAUUUUCCUCGGAAGGCUUUUGCUCUACUUCAGACGUCAAUCGGACAUGACCUACGAUGAGGCGCUGUACUACGCAAUCGCUAUGGUCGCGGCUAAAGCGGCCAGCAUCAUUUUCGAUAACCAGUACGGCAUCCUAACCUGUUUGACCGGCGUCCGAACCAAGAUCGCGGUGUGUAGCGUAAUGUACCGGAAGUCACUCCGGCUGUCACGGAAUGCCCUCGGGGACACAUCACCCGGGAAGGUUGUGAAUCUAAUGUCAAAUGAUAUCAACAGGUUCGACAUUGUGGCGUUCCUUAUCUGUUUCAUGUGGGCUGCCCCUAUCCUAACCGUUAUUGUGCUGGUCCUGCUGUGGUAUGAGGUCGGGUGGGCUGGGCCCAUUGGCAUGGUAGCCAUUUUUGUGGUAACACCAAUUCAGUCGUUUUUCGGUAAGCUAACGUCACGCUUCCGACUUCAAACCGCAUUGAAAACUGAUGAGCGUAUCCGUCUUAUGGAUGAAAUAAUUUCCGGAAUCCAGGUCAUAAAGCUGUAUGCAUGGGAAAAACCAUUUGCCAAAUUGAUUUCCACUGCCCGAAGAGCUGAGCUGAAAAUUGUCGUAAAAAGUGGCUUUAUCCGUGGAUUGUACAUGACCUUCGGGUUGUUUACAACUCGGGCCGCACUGUUUGCCACGGUGGUUGGAUUGCUCUUGAUGCAGGAAGAGAUAACGGCUGCCAAGGUGUUUGUAGUGGCAAGCUAUCUGAACAUAGUGGCGUAUGCAAUGUCGGGCAUGUUUGUACGAGGAGUGGCGGAGAUUGCAGAGGGGCUGGUCGCUACACGGCGGUUGCAAAAGUUCUUAGAGUACGAUGAAAUAUCGUACCAGACUCUUCAUUACGGGGAUCGUAAUGAUAGCGAGAAAAUGGAAAACGAACAACCGAACGUUGCAUUAUCUCUUCAAAGUGUUACUGCCCGGUGGGUUAUGCCGAAAGAGGAAGAUCAGAGCCAUCGGCCACUGACGCUCGAUAAUUUGAACGUGGAUAUCCCAAGAGGUAAACUGGUAGGUAUUGUUGGAGCUAUUGGAUCCGGAAAAUCGUCUAUUCUUCAAGCUAUUUUGGGAGAAUUACCUCUGGAAUCGGGACGAAUCGUACGCAAUGAAACGGUUUCAUAUGUUAGCCAAGAACCAUGGCUGUUCGCUGGCAGCAUUCGUCAGAAUAUCCUGUUUGGUAUAGCCAUGGAUCGAAAACGAUAUAAAAAAGUAAUUCAUGUGUGUGCCUUGGAGGCGGAUUUCGAACAGUUUCCGGAUGGUGACGAGACUUUGGUUGGUGAGCGAGGUAUUUCACUAUCAGGAGGACAAAAAGCUAGAAUAUGUUUAGCACGAGCAGUCUACAAGCAAUCUGGCAUGUACUUAAUGGAUGAUCCACUAAGCGCAGUUGAUGCCCACGUGGCCAAACAUUUGUUCGAUUUGUGUAUUGGAGACAAAGGUUAUCUCGGAAGGCAAGGGGCUACAAGGAUAUUGAUAACGCACCAAGUACAUUUUUUGGUGGAAGCAGAUUGGGUUAUUGUAAUGAAUGAUGGAAAAAUAGAAGCCCAAGGUACUCCUCACGAUUUGAUGCAGAAAGGUAUCGAUUUGGUCAAGGUGGUUGAAUCCGAAGAUUCUGAUAUCGACAAGAUCGACAAUGAUGCAUAUCUAAGUCGGCAAAAUUCGUGUGAUUCGGUAGUUUCCUCGCGAUCUAGUAUUAGUGAUUUGCAAAACGAACAAACCAAGGAGCAUUAUGAAAAGCAAAAAAUGGAGCAAGCGUUUGAAAAAUCAUCCGAAGAUAGCACUGGAGGAUCUUUGUUUCUAAACUACUCGAAGGGAGCUGGCAGCUUAAUAAUAGCAACAAGUUUGAUACUUUUGUUUGUACUGACUCAGUUGAUCGUCAGCUUUUCUGAUUAUUGGAUUUCAUUCUGGGUGUCGCAAGAAGAGUUGAGAACGUUUAUCAUGGACAAAAAUGAUUCCAUCAGCAUGGAAAGUGUACCACCACAGCCGUUAGAUACGGAUAUAUGCCUGUAUGUUCAAGCCUCAGCAAUUGUUGGUAUUUUUAUAAUCGGUAUGAUGAGGGCCAUCAACUUUUAUCGCUCUUGUGCGCGUGCCUCCCAGAACAUCCACGACUGGUGCUUCAAGGGUUUUAUAUCAGCCACGAAACGUUUCUUCGAUACCAACCCAUCAGGUCGAAUAUUGAACCGAUUCUCCAAAGAUAUGGGUGCCAUGGACGAGUUACUGCCCAAAUCGAUAAUGGAUGCUUCGCAAAGUGUACUAACGAUCAUAGGUGCCAUGCUGGUCAUUCUCAUUGUUCAACCGUUCUUUCUGAUACCGAUUCUGAUACUGCUGAUGUUAUUGCUUUACACACGGAAAAUCUACAUGAAGACUUCGCAAAACAACAGAAGACUCGAAGGAAUCACACGAUCGCCAAUUUUCACUCACAUUGCUACCACGUUGAAUGGUCUCCCCACGAUCCGGUCCUUCGGGGUUCAACAACUUUUGAUUGAAGAGUUUGACCAACAUCAAAAUAUCAACACCGGAGCAUAUUUCAUGUUUCAUUGUGGAAGAGUAGCAUUUGGGAUGAUACUCGAUUUGAUAUUUUUCCUAUUCCUGGUGAUCGUAGUGUUUACCUUCCUCCUCCUAGAUAGCAACGUGCUGGGAGAUAAGGUUGGUUUAGUAGUUACUCAGAUAACAUCCUUGGCUGGGUUGCUACAAUUUGGAAUUCGGCAAAGCGCCGAAAUGUUCAACCAUCUGAUUGCGGUGGAACGUUUACUCGAGUAUAAGAACUUGCCUGCCGAAAAACAACCCACUGAAGACGUGGAUCGUGCCGUGCCGUCGAAGAAAUGGCCUACAGAAGGCCGGAUCGAGUUUGAAAAAGUAAACUUCAAAUAUUUCGAAGGUGCUCCAUCAGUGCUACGAGACCUAAGCUUUGAGAUUAAUCCAAGAGAAAAAAUAGGAAUUGUUGGUCGAACUGGAGCAGGAAAGUCCUCGAUUAUCGGUGCACUCUUUCGAACGGCAAUAAUUGAGGGAAGAAUUACAAUUGAUGAUGUUAAUACAGAAAAUUUAACUCUAGAAACCCUGAGAUCAAAUAUUUCCAUUAUCCCGCAAGAUCCUGUGUUGUUCAGUGGAACACUGAGAAAAAAUCUAGAUCCGUUCGAUAGAUAUAGCGACGCGGAUCUGUGGCAAGCACUCGAAUUGGUUGAAUUGAAAGAUGUUGCUGAUGGACCUUCCGGUUUACAAACUUAUGUAGCAUCCGGUGGAUCAAACUACAGCGUUGGUCAACGCCAACUGCUGUGCUUAGCGAGGGCUAUUCUUCGGAACAAUAAGAUACUUGUUUUAGACGAAGCAACGGCUAAUGUGGACCCAGAAACCGAUCAUCUGAUACAGCAAACCAUCCGACAACGUUUUGCGGAGUGUACGGUAUUGACAAUAGCUCAUCGGCUCAAUACCAUCAUGGACUAUGAUCGGAUACUGGUUAUGAGUGAUGGCAAAGCUGUAGAGUUUGGGACGCCAUUCGAGUUGGUUCAUAUUUCUCACGGAGUUUUCAGAGAAAUUGUGAUGGCCACUGGUCCAGUGGAAGCGGAAAAUCUCAUAAACUUGGCCAAGAAGUAGAAGUUUUUGGUAUACUUCAUCAAUUACUAUAGUUCAAUUACUUUAGGAAAAUAUCACAUUAUGUUCAGAAUAUGUACUUUAUAGGAGAUGUACUUAUGUAUAAAUAUAUUUUUAGAGAACUUUACUUAUCUUGAUGCGCAAUGAGUAACUCAUGCAAAACAUUAAA
Molecule: messenger RNA, 4479 nt
Organism: Armigeres subalbatus
Lineage: Eukaryota; Metazoa; Arthropoda; Insecta; Diptera; Culicidae
Product: probable multidrug resistance-associated protein lethal(2)03659
Exons: 9
Coding region: 372-4313 (1313 amino acids)
Biological process (GO): transmembrane transport
Cellular component (GO): membrane
Molecular function (GO): ATP hydrolysis activity; ABC-type transporter activity; ATP binding
Source: RefSeq, a predicted model, not a curated record